Messenger RNA from Staurois parvus, 1017 nucleotides. Lineage: Eukaryota; Metazoa; Chordata; Amphibia; Anura; Ranidae. The record is from the annotation of a GenBank genome assembly.
GCAUCUAACGACAAGAGCGCGGUGUGUGUGGAAGAGUCGUGUGUACGGAGCUCUGUGUACCGGGAGGGAGAGUGCGGUCAGCUUCUUCAGACUACUGCCCCUGGUGAGCCGAGUAGCCGGCUCCUCCGAGAGAGGCUGGCCGACCAGUGCUCCACCGACAUGAGCCACAAGGAAGGUUCCGGAUCCUUUAAAAGAUGCAAACAUGACUUUAAACAGACUCAGAGGAAAGACGGGAAAGGGAGUACUAUUGAUUCUUCAUCACCAGUGAUACUUGCUUUUAAAUCUUUUCAGAAUGAACUGGAUGCAAGGCAUGACAAGUAUGAACGACUUGUGAAAUAUAGCAGAGACAUAACAACUGAAAGCAAGAGAACGAUAUUCCUUUUACAUAGAGUUAUCAGUGAACCUAACAAAGAUGAUGUUCUGGAUGAAGCAAACAGAAAACUCGAUGGUGUUCGAGAAAAAAUUAAACAGGUGGCCCUGGAGCUUGUGGAUGAAGAUAUAUAUCAGUACCACAGAGCUAUUACAUCUGGUCUUCAAGAAUAUGUUGAAGCAGUUACCUUUCAACAUUUUAUUACAAACAGAACUCUUUUAAGGCUGGAGGAUAUUAACAGACAGCUAAUAUUUGAUAAUAUCAAUAUUGCUUCGAAUAAUGAAGACCAAACCAGACAGGACACAUUAAGCCUGCAGAUAACUCAUGUGGAUUAUUUGCUUGGAGUAGCUGACCUUACUGGAGAGCUAAUGCGUUUAUGCAUAAGUAGUGUUGGAAACGGUGACAUCGAUACACCCUUUGAACUGACUCAGUUCUUGCGUGAAAUUUUUGAUGGAUUCGCUUACAUUGGUAACACUGGUCCAUAUGAGAUUUCAAGAAAGUUGUAUACCUUAAAACAGAGCCUGGGGAAAGUGGAAAAUGCCUGUUACAUGUUAAAAGUGAGAGGCUCAGAAAUUCCAAAACACAUGCUUGCUGAUCUGUUUGUAUCCAAAUCUGAACUCAUUGAACAUGAUGAUGGCAUGUCUUAA